Messenger RNA from Carassius gibelio (silver crucian carp), 1600 nucleotides. RefSeq names its product N-acyl phosphatidylethanolamine phospholipase D (gene napepld). Gene Ontology annotation, molecular function: zinc ion binding; N-acylphosphatidylethanolamine-specific phospholipase D activity. Gene Ontology annotation, biological process: N-acylphosphatidylethanolamine metabolic process; N-acylethanolamine metabolic process. The record is from RefSeq and is a predicted model, not a curated record. Lineage: Eukaryota; Metazoa; Chordata; Actinopteri; Cypriniformes; Cyprinidae. The transcript is spliced from 6 exons. Bases 167 to 1384 code for a protein of 405 amino acids. Gene Ontology annotation, cellular component: membrane-bounded organelle; cytoplasm.
CAGCAUGACACCUGACAGCAGUGUCGACGACAACUUAAGACCGUUUUAAAGCCAUGAAAGUGCAGAUUCUGCCCAUGACAGCUGAGUGACAGACUCUUAAUGUGACUCAACAGCACAUAUUCAAGGCUACAAUGAAACAAAACCUUCAUAUACUGCGAUAAAGUGCAUGAAUCGAGGAUUCCUAAUAAGGCAUGUGGUUGGACUGUACAGAGUUCUGGGACAUACGGUCAUUCACCAUAAAGAUGGACAACUUCUCAUGGACAGGUGUUUGUGCAGUUCAGAGGCUGGUGGAGCGUCCAUGGCAGAGGAACCUUUAGUCAGCGCAGGGAAUAACUUCCCACUGGAUUACAGGCAAGAGCAAGAUGUUACGUGUUCCAGACGGGACUCUCGUGGGUGCUUUGUGAACCCCUGGACAACAUGGCAGUUCCCCUCCUACAGCACCAUCGCUCGCCUGUUCCUCACCGAGAGGAACAACAGUAAUGUUCCCAGUGCCAAAGAGGUUCUUGACCGUGAGUUGCCGAUUCAGGAGCCAUAUUUCGUGCAGAGGCCAGACCAGUGUGGGCAGACGGGCCCAUCUGUGAGAGCGACCUGGCUAGGUCAUGCCACAGUACUGGUGGAGAUGGAAGGACUGGUGUUUUUGACUGACCCCAUGUUUAGCCAGAGAGCAUCUCCAGUGGCAUUCAUGGGCCCAAAGCGUUACCGUGACCCCCCUUGCACCAUAGAACAGCUUCCUCGCCUGGACGCAGUAGUGAUCAGUCACACACACUACGAUCACCUCGACGCAGACUCUGUGGCAGCACUGAAUGCUCGCUUUGGUUCCAGUUUGCGCUGGUUUGUGCCACUCGGGUUGGCCGAAUGGAUGCAGAAGGCAGGUUGUGAGAAUGUCACUGAGUUGGACUGGUGGGUGGGAAACUGCAUUCCCGGGCACGACAGUGUCACAUUUUUUUGCACGCCAGCACAGCACUGGUGCAAACGCACUCCUGUGGAUGACAACAAAGCAUUAUGGGGAAGCUGGACAAUCAUAGGCCCCCAUUGUCGUUUCUUCUUCGCUGGAGACACGGGAUACUGUUCGGCAUUUAAAGAGAUUGGAAAACGCUUCGGACCAUUCGACCUGGCUGCCAUCCCGAUUGGAGCGUACCUGCCUAGAGGAAUCAUGAAGUCUCAGCAUGUGGACCCUGAAGAGGCUGUUCAGAUUCACAUGGACAUUCAGGCCAAAACAUCGCUGGCCAUUCACUGGGGGACGUUUGCUUUGGCCUAUGAGCAUUAUCUUGACCCUCCAGCACGUUUGCGUGAGGCUAUGGUGAAUCAUGGAUUGAAUCCAGAUCUGUUCUUCAUUCUUCAUCACGGAGAGUCACGGAAGAUCGACCACAAAGACACACACUAAACAGAAAUCCAGGAAGUAUGCAGAUACAUAUAUGUGAUGAUGCUUUACACAGGCUGCAUUUUCAUAAAUUAUUUUACAGCUAAAGAUUGUGCCGAUCCAGUGGCUGGACUCUGGAUUUAAUGCAACAUGAAUGUUUAAAAAUGUAUUAGAUUUCUAAUAUAAUUUGUCACUUAAAAUAUCAUGCUGUAAUCAUAAUAAAAGAGCAUCUGAAUUUAA